UGUAUGCGUGUUUUAAAUAUGAGUAAUAAAUUAGGUUAGACUAAAUGGAUUAUAGUUUAUUACGGUAUUUGCGUAAAAAUUAUAAAUGGCAUUACAUAAACCAUCAGAGAUUGAAUUGCGUAAAGUUCUUAAAGAUAUUCAAAAUGGAAAUCACACUAUUUUAAAAGAUUUCUUAAAGAGUUCACCCAAUGUCCAUUGGAGUUCAAUACAUAUCGAUAAACAAGGGAAUACAAUUCUUCAUUUGGCUGCUAGAUUAGGAAAUACUAAUGUUAUCACGUAUCUUAUGGAAAAUUUUCACCCGAAAGCAGUAAAUUGCAAGAAUAAAGAUGAUAAAACUGCUCUACAUGAAGCUGCCCAAUUUGGACAAUUUGAGAGUUCUAAAAUACUUUUGAAAUAUGGUGCAGAUGUUAACGCUCUAAAAAGAGCUGACUGGACUCCACUAAUGUUAGUUUGUACGAAAAUAAAUAGCAACGAAAAUUACAAAAUUUUAGAUCUCUUUUUGAAAGGAGGUGCUUUAGUUAACUGUAGGAAUAAAGAUGGAUGGACGUGUUUACAUUUGAUUUGUAGAGAAGGUAACGUAGAAAUGUUGGAGCUUCUCGUCAAGUCGGGAUUAAAUUUAACAGUGAAAUCAAAAAAUGGACGAACUGGUUUGCAUGUGGCAGCUUUACAUGGACAUUCAAAAAUUAUAAAUAAAUUAUUAGACUUGAAUAGUAAUGUUAACGAAAUUGAUUCUAUCGGCAAUACACCAUUGCAUGAAGCAGUUUUAGGAGGACAACUAGACAUUUGUAGAAUUCUUAUCAAAAGAGGAGCUGAUAUAUCUUGUAAAAAUAAUCUUAAUCUUACUUUAUUACAUUUAGCAUCCUCGCAAGGAAAUAUAGAAAUGAUUAGUUUUAUUUUGAAAGAUUUAAUGAUAAAUAUAAACGAAACAUGCAAAACUGGUUUAACGCCUCUACAUUGUGCAGCCAAAAAUAAUCAUAAAGAAGCAUAUGAAUUUUUAAUAAAGCAAGGUGCCGAUACAAAUAUACUAGAUAAAUUUCAUAGGAAAGCAUCAGAAUAUUUUUCUUGAUGAGUUAAAUUUAAUUAUUUAAUAUAUAUCUUAAAUUUUAUUAGUUUUUUUUAUAUAUGAGGAAAUAGAUCAUAGCUAAUUGGGAUUAUGUAAAAAAUGAAAAACCAAUUAAUUUAUUAUUAUUAAGACAAAUAAUUCUCCUGUAUUAUGCAACAAUGUUCUUAUUUGUUUUUGUUAUAUAAUUUGGCUUACAUACAGUGUGUCCUAUUUAUUUAUAUAUGCGUGUAUACAUAUUUAUAUUGUUACAUUAUCUGAUUAUUGUUUCACUUUUUAUUUCAUAAUUUUCAUUACUUGUCUACCUUCAUCAACGUUUGAGUUAGAGUGUACCAUAUAUUUUUACUUUGAUAAAGAUCAAAUAAAAGAUCGAAACGUUAACAUUUUA
Messenger RNA from Diorhabda sublineata, 1448 nucleotides. Its product is annotated as ankyrin repeat domain-containing protein 16-like. The coding region runs from base 86 to 1066 and encodes 326 amino acids. Lineage: Eukaryota; Metazoa; Arthropoda; Insecta; Coleoptera; Chrysomelidae. The record is from RefSeq and is a predicted model, not a curated record. The transcript has a single exon. Gene Ontology annotation, molecular function: protein binding.